Messenger RNA from Pseudophryne corroboree (corroboree frog), 2377 nucleotides. RefSeq names its product V-type proton ATPase catalytic subunit A-like. Lineage: Eukaryota; Metazoa; Chordata; Amphibia; Anura; Myobatrachidae. Gene Ontology annotation, molecular function: ATP binding; ATP hydrolysis activity; proton-transporting ATPase activity, rotational mechanism. The transcript has 16 exons. The coding region runs from base 411 to 2264 and encodes 617 amino acids. The record is from RefSeq and is a predicted model, not a curated record. Gene Ontology annotation, biological process: proton transmembrane transport; ATP metabolic process. Gene Ontology annotation, cellular component: lysosomal membrane; proton-transporting V-type ATPase, V1 domain.
GGAGCUGUAGUUUCCUUUCACUUUCUUCUAUGCAGUCGCGCAUUGUGCCCGCCCCGGCAGAGCUGGAUAAAGAGGGGGCACAGGGAACAAGCUAACUCCCCAGCCUCCCCCCAGCUGCCUUUCAUCGUCACAGCAGUGCUGCUGAGCUGAACAAAAAGAUUUAACCGAAAGGGGGCGGGGCUACACAGCACUGUACACAGUGCCAGCCAGUCCAGCCAGCAGCAUGGGAGACAGAAGCUCACUGUGUAGCAGCAGAAGACCCUAAACAGUGAGGAUGACAAAGGAAAGGGGCACUAGUCCGCCAUUACCACCUUCCCUGGCAGGGAAUUCCACAUCCUGAUUGCCCUAACAGUGAAGAACCCUUUCCUCCGUUGCGUUCGGAACUUUAUCCUCCAAUCGCAGUGUCAGACAUGGAUUUCUCCAAACUGCCCAAGGUCAUAGACGAGGAGCAGGAGAGCAUGAUGGGUUUUGUCCAUGGUGUGUCUGGCCCAGUGGUUACUGCGUCACAAAUGGCAGGAGCGGCCAUGUACGAGCUGGUGCGUGUGGGCCACUCAGAGCUGGUGGGAGAGAUCAUCCGUCUGGAGGGCGACUUCGCCACUAUUCAAGUGUAUGAGGAAACCUCUGGGGUCUCCGUGGGGGAUCCUGUCCUCCGAACCGGGAAGCCGCUGUCGGUACAGCUGGGUCCUGGAAUUAUGGGAAACAUCUUUGAUGGGAUCCAACGUCCUCUGAAGGAUAUUACAGAUCUUACUAACAGUAUUUACAUUCCCCGGGGUGUCAAUGUCAGUGCUCUAUCCCUGGACAUCCAAUGGGAUUUUAUUCCAGACAAAAGCAUCCGGGCUGGGAGCCACGUUACAGGAGGUGACAUCUAUGGAGUUGUGCCCGAGAAUUCUCUCAUCAAACACAAAAUCAUGGUCCCUCCCCGCAGCUGCGGUACAGUGACUUAUAUCGCCCCCCCUGGGAACUACGACAUUUCGGACGUGGUGAUGGAGCUAGACUUUGAAGGAGUCAAGGAGAAGCUGACGAUGGUCCAGGUGUGGCCAGUGCGGCAGAUUCGCCCAACAGCAGAGAAGCUCCCGGCCACCAAUCCACUGUUAACGGGACAGAGAGUUCUGGAUGCACUUUUCCCAUGUGUCCUAGGUGGGACCACGGCAAUACCUGGAGCCUUUGGCUGUGGGAAGACUGUAAUCUCUCAGGCUCUCUCCAAAUACUCCAAUAGUGAGGUCAUUGUGUACGUGGGCUGCGGUGAGCGUGGAAAUGAGAUGUCGGAGGUGCUGAGAGACUUCCCCGAGCUUACAAUGGAGGUUGAUGGAAAAACUGAGUCAAUCAUGAAAAGGACAACUCUGGUGGCUAAUACAUCGAAUAUGCCAGUGGCAGCAAGAGAAGCAUCAAUCUAUACCGGAAUCACCCUUUCUGAAUAUUUCCGGGACAUGGGCUAUAACGUCAGUAUGAUGGCCGACUCCACGUCUCGGUGGGCUGAGGCACUAAGAGAGAUCUCUGGUCGUCUGGCAGAAAUGCCGGCAGAUAGUGGCUACCCUGCCUAUCUUGGUGCCCGGUUGGCAUCAUUCUAUGAGCGCGCAGGACGUGUCCGCUGUCUUGGGAGCCCAGAAAGAGAAGGAAGUGUCAGCAUUGUUGGAGCAGUAUCACCACCAGGGGGCGACUUCUCAGACCCUGUAACAUCAGCCACUCUGGGUAUUGUGCAGGUAUUCUGGGGUCUGGACAAGAAGCUGGCUCAGAGAAAGCAUUUCCCCUCUGUGAACUGGCUGAUCAGCUACAGCAAGUAUAUGAGGGCCUUGGAUGACUACUACGAGAGGCACUUUGCUGAACUGGUGCCCCUCAGAACAAAGGCCAAAGAAAUUCUGCAAGAGGAGGAGGAUUUGGCGGAGAUUGUGCAACUGGUGGGAAAGGGUUCUCUAGCAGAAGCUGAUAAAAUAACCUUAGAAGUUGCAAAGUUAAUAAAGGACGACUUUCUCCAGCAGAAUGGGUACUCAGCCUAUGACAGAUAUUGUCCUUUCUACAAGACUGUGGGAAUGUUACAGAACAUGAUCGCAUUUUAUGAGAUGGCGCGGCAUGCGGUGGAAGCCACGGCUCAGGCAGAAAACAAGGUCACAUGGGCCAUAAUCCGUGAGAAUUUAGGAGACAUUUUCUAUAAACUCAGCUCUAUGAAGUUUAAGGAUCCAGUAAAGGACGGAGAAGCCAAGAUCAAAGCGGACUAUGCACAGCUCUAUGAGGAGAUGCAGACGGCGUUCCGUAGUCUAGAGGACUAGGCCGGCCACUUUCACAUUACACAUGGAUGUAUAUAAUAUUUAAUGGACCUAUUUUACCCAAAUAAAGGAACUGUGAGGCUUCACCACCAGGGCUUCCGGUUUAAUAAAAGUUA